Molecule: messenger RNA, 375 nt
Organism: Peniophora sp. CBMAI 1063
Lineage: Eukaryota; Fungi; Basidiomycota; Agaricomycetes; Russulales; Peniophoraceae
Source: the annotation of a GenBank genome assembly
AUGGUCUCCCCGACUGUGCGGCGCAAACGCAAACGCGAAUCCUCACCGCCCGACGACAAGCCCCCUACGCAUGCCGACGAGGGACCGCCCGCGCGCAAACGGCAUUUUUUUCUGACCUACUUCAAGAACAAACGACAAUGCCAGUUCUUGCUCGCCUACGUUCCCAUGCGGCAGAAGGCGAGAGAGGAGGCGUGGGAGCGUGCGGACGCUGUGGACCGAAUGGUCUGCAACGAGUUUGCCAAGGCGUUCCCUACCGCGCUUACUCGCGCGGGCAAGACGUCGGGUUAUUGGGGCACCGCAGAGGCCACACCAGAGUUCUGUCACGCCGAGCUGAAAUUGGUCGGAUCUUCUACGCGUGUAGUCUGGCACAGCUGA